Molecule: messenger RNA, 1197 nt
Organism: Penicillium canariense
Lineage: Eukaryota; Fungi; Ascomycota; Eurotiomycetes; Eurotiales; Aspergillaceae
Product: Qc-SNARE protein
Exons: 1
Coding region: 1-1197 (398 amino acids)
Cellular component (GO): intracellular membrane-bounded organelle
Molecular function (GO): phosphatidylinositol binding
Source: RefSeq, a predicted model, not a curated record
AUGGCGCCAACCGUUGAGAUUGCCAUUCCAUCUACUAGUCUCUCGCAUACAUCUCCUCCGCACACAAUCUACCAUAUCACGAUUCGCCUCCCACUCCGUUCCUUUACCGUUUCGAAGCGCUACUCGGACUUUGCUGCUUUCAACAGCAAUCUGAUCAGCCAGACCGAUACGCAACCUCCUGUACCUCUCCCGUCGAAAUCCUGGAUUUCCAACACCGUCACCAACGAGCGUUUCCGUGAAGAGCGCCGUCGCGGCCUCGAGGAAUACCUCCGUGCGAUCAACGAGGCCCCUGAUGGACGCUGGCGCACCUCGUCUGCCUGGCGAGCUUUCCUAAACCUUCCUACUGCUGCAGCAACAUCUUCGAAUGGAAGCUCAACUACCUCCUUUCGACUGCAUGCAGCCAUUACAGACCCCGGCUCAGCAGCCAACGGCUCAAUUACCGACCCGACCCUCUGGCUUGACUACUACCGCGACAUGAAAUCCCACCUCCACGAUGCACGACUGCAGCUGUCCCGCCGAGAUCAGGAGACCACACCACAGAAACAGCACGAGAGCUCCGCGCAAGCAAAGAGCAGUCUCGUCCGCGCCGGAUCCAUGAUCACCACCCUGGAAGAAGGCUUAAAGAGCCUGGGUGGCCGGGAAGCCCAGGAAUCAUCCAGAUCAUCCAGCUUGGGUGACGGCGAGCUGCGCCGCCGCAAGGACUUGCUUAUCAACGCGCGUAAGGAAAGGGAUGGACUGGAAGACUUGUUAAAUGCCAUGGCCGCAAAGAGCCGGCUCGAUCGCGCCGUGGCCUCAAUCCAGGAUAAGGAGGCGCUACUGAGGGCGGGGAAUGCGGAAGCAGCGAACGGUGGGCGCCGGACCCCCGUACGAUCUGGAAGAGUUCUUGGCAAGGAGACGGAGCGCACACGCGAGCUGGACAACGAGGGCGUGCUACAGUUGCAACAACAGACGAUGAAGGAGCAGGACCAGAGUGUUGAGGAGUUGAUGAAAAUUAUUAUUCGGCAGAGGGAGCUGGGAACUGCUAUUCAUGAGGAAUUGGAGGUGCAGAAUGAGCUGUUGAAGCUGACGGAUGAGGAUACCGAUCGGUUCGUUCUAGUCUUGAUCCUUUUAGUCGUGGACUAUCUCUUACUGACUGCGGGCUACAGAUUGAGAGCCAAGCUAGACGUUGGAAAGAAGCGGAUUGGCAAGAUCUCAUAA